UCCUCCCGCGAGCGCGGAGCGGCGAGCCCGGCGCGGCCAUGGGGAGUGGGAUGAGCCAGAUCCUGCCGGGCCUGUACAUUGGCAACUUCAAAGAUGCAAGAGAUGCAGAACAAUUGAGCAGAAACAAGGUGACACACAUUCUUUCUGUGCAUGACACUGCCAGGCCCAUGUUGGAGGGAGUUAAAUACCUGUGUAUUCCAGCAGCAGACUCACCGUCUCAAAACCUGACAAGACAUUUCAAAGAAAGUAUUAAAUUCAUUCACGAGUGCCGACUGCAGGGUGAGGGCUGUCUCGUACAUUGCCUGGCUGGGGUCUCCAGGAGUGUGACCCUGGUGAUCGCAUACAUCAUGACUGUCACCGACUUUGGCUGGGAAGAUGCCUUGCACACCGUUCGUGCGGGGAGGUCCUGUGCCAACCCCAACCUGGGCUUCCAAAGGCAGUUGCAGGAGUUUGAGAAACAUGAAGUGCAGCAGUAUCGGCAAUGGCUGAGAGAAGAGUAUGGAGAGAACCCUUUGCGGGAUGCCGAAGAAGCCAAAAAUAUUCUGGGUAAAUAUAAAGAGCAAGGGCGCAUGGAGCCCCAGCCUAACAGCAGGCGGUGGAGCAGCUUCUCAGCCCUGCCUCCUCUCACCUACAAUAACUACACAACAGAGACCUAACAGACAGAGCUGGUGUUUGCCUUCCCGCUGCGGGUCUUCUGGGUUGCCUACCGUGUGCUGGUGUGCCUGAUGUGCUGGCUCGUGCCUCUGAGGACAACAAGAGAGGUCGCAGCGAGCUGGAGCACUCAGGGCUCCUUCCCAGAACCCCGCCCUACUCAGGCUUUUUCACUCUCCCAUCUUCGCCCAGUCUUUUCCUCACCUGAACUUGCCCAGCCUGGGAUGCUGCCCGGCCACUAUAUUUCUCGAGUGUGUGCAAGAGUGUGGAUGUGCAUGUAUGUGUGUAAGAGUGUGCAUAUGCACCUACAAAUGUAUGCAUUGCGAACGAGUACACAUGUAAAUGUGUCUUUGCAUAUGGGACCUGAGUGUUUAUGGUGCUGAAAGCUAUAAACCCCCGUUGCCAGAACUGCAGUGGUCACAGUGUUCAGUCCACAUGGAAGUCAUUUGAACUUGGCCUCUGAAAAGCUACUCUCCAAGUAACAGCCUGUGCCUGUGGUGAAGGAGAACUCAGGGCGUGAGCAGCUGCAAAAUAGUGGUGUUCCACAUCCUGAGAUGGUACAGAGGAAGGGACAGGAUCCUCCAGAGGAAGGGUGGCAUAAUCCCGAAAAGUUUUAUGUAUAUGGAAACAAGGGAGGGCCUUUCUGAGCAGUGUCUUGGACUUGAUAAGUAUACAGACUUCAACCUUGCCAGCCCAUCAUGUCCCUGAGUUCCACUUGGUGCCUGCUCUGCGUGAGACCAGUGUCAUUUGACUUCCAUGUUGAUAUGGUAUGGUGACAGGGAGGACCUGAGACACAGUAGCCCUAUACCAGAGGUCUGGCCCACCUCCUAUCUGCUUUUACACACUUCAGCCUCUGGCUAGCCUCAUGUUGCAGGGUUCUCAUCUCAGGUUUGCAUGUACCUGCAGGAAUUGGAAAGAAAGAACAGUUAUUAAACCCCAUAGCAGGUUGUGAUUUAAAAUGCCUAAGUAUUCACUGAGCUCACUGUUGUAUGCUGUGGACUUGACCUUUGACUCAGCUACCUCAUGAGGUUCCUUCCUUCCUUCCUUCCUUCCUUCCUUCCUUCCUUCCUUCCUUCCUUCCUUCCUUCCUUCCUUCCUUCCUUCCUUCUUUAAGGCUGGAGUUUCUUUGGUACCCCAGUCAAUUCUGCUUCAUAGUUGAGAAUGUUUGUUAUAUGACUUUUGUUUUUAAAACCAAAGAGAAAAGCUUACUUAUAUCAUUGAGUGAUUUAAAAUUCGCAGUUUGGUUUCCAUAAAGUUUUCUAGUGGGUCAAACCCAACCUUCUGGCCUUGAGAGCUCUGUAGCUCAGUUUGUGGCAGCAGGCACCCAGGAAGCUCUGCACAGUCUAGUGUCCAGUCCUUUAUACCAGUUCACAUUUCUUAAGCAUGCAGAACCAUGCAAAUGAAAAAUAUACUCAACCUUUCCCUAAAGCUACUGAGCCAGGCUUCUCUGAAGCUUAAGAAGUCCUGGAGUAAGAAGCAGCAGUCUUCCUGUGUGUAUGGAGCCCUUUGGGGCCCAGGGAAAGUGAGGUUGCCAACUCUCGGUGUGUGCAGGCCUUGCCAAACAAUAGCAUGGGGAGUGAAGCCUGAAUAUGUGUGCACAUGUGUGAACGGCUACAUAUGUUUCCAUAGGUUCUCAACUGUCUUAAUUUUUGUUGCCAGUAAUGUUCUUUCUCCACAGCUGCCCCGGGAAUUCUGAAGUACUGGGCCUUUCUCAGAAGACUGUAAUGUACCUGAAGUUUCUGAAAUAUUGCAAAGUUCAGGCUGGUGCUGCCAAAAAGAAAAGUGACAUAGAGUUUAUUUUUAAGAAUCCAAUAGUGAUUUGUAUACUUGUUUAUUUUUCAUUUUAAACUGAAUGCAUGUAUAAUCAUGUUGGAAUAUGUUAAGAACUAUGGAGAUUCUGUAGCAAGAGAAAAUAUCUUUGCCUUAACUCCACUGCUGCUGUGGUUCCUUCGAUCUGACCAAUGCUCAUACAAUGAUCUCAAGAGCUCUGUCUGUUUUGUAAUAGUAAAUGCCUCCUGUGAACACUACCUGAGGAGGAAGCCUCCCCCUGGGAAGUGUGCAGUGUGAACUCUGCCCUCCUGUUAAGUUCUCCAGCUCCAGCCAUGUCUCUUGGUGUGUGUCUUGUCCACUGUUGUUGUUCUAUAUGGUAGAAUUACCAAAAGCUAUUCCGAUUUCUUAAUAAAGGGCAAGUCAACCAAGUCUGACAUCA
This is a messenger RNA of Grammomys surdaster, 2860 nucleotides long. It is a transcript of the gene Dusp22, whose product is annotated as dual specificity phosphatase 22. The coding region runs from base 39 to 656 and encodes 205 amino acids. Lineage: Eukaryota; Metazoa; Chordata; Mammalia; Rodentia; Muridae. Gene Ontology annotation, cellular component: cytosol. The transcript is spliced from 7 exons. The record is from RefSeq and is a predicted model, not a curated record. Gene Ontology annotation, molecular function: protein tyrosine/serine/threonine phosphatase activity. Gene Ontology annotation, biological process: regulation of cell population proliferation; positive regulation of JNK cascade; protein dephosphorylation.